Amphibalanus amphitrite is the source of this 6149-nucleotide messenger RNA. Its product is annotated as flocculation protein FLO11-like. NCBI's taxonomy places the organism in Eukaryota, Metazoa, Arthropoda, Thecostraca, Balanomorpha, Balanidae. The record is from RefSeq and is a predicted model, not a curated record. Gene Ontology annotation, cellular component: nucleus. Gene Ontology annotation, biological process: regulation of DNA-templated transcription. The coding region runs from base 277 to 5718 and encodes 1813 amino acids. The transcript has 16 exons.
GCAAUACUGCAUAGGCGACAACAAAUCAACAAAUCAGCGUGGGAUUUCGCUGAUCUUGGAGGCUGGGAAGCUGAUAUAGACGAUAAUUAGCAAAUAACUAGAAAUAGGCAAGUAAGAUACGGACGUGUCAAUUGCUGAUACAGGACAAUGCCGAAGAGUGAAGGAGGGUCCUGAGAUAUGACCUGAAGGCUGAAACUGAAACAUAAAGAGAUGUCCAAGAAGUGCAGGUCUAUUCUGAUCCUAUUUCAAUUUUGAAUUAAGUAUAGGUAAACCAGAAUGGAUUCUGAUGCAGAUAGCAAUAUAGCUGCUAAAUGCGGAAGUGAAGGCUUCAUUUGGGAACAAUAUUUGGAAGAUUCUGAAUUGGGAGCUGCGGACUCAUCGGUAUUUAAACAUGUUCAGCAGGAUGCUCCCAGCUACUCAGUGGGAGAGGUGGUGGAGGUGGUGGCAGGUGGCGGUGAAUCGGUCUGGCCUGCCACGGUCACCAUGGUCUGUGAUGGUCUGAUCAGGGUGCGGUACCUGGGCAGCAGCGGCUCGGCUGGGGACCUCUGGUGCGACGCGGCCGGCUCCCGGCUACGACCGCUCGGGUGGAGCCGGCAGCAGGACGUACCGACGGUGGCGCCGCCUGGAAUCUCGGCCGACGAACUACCAGAGGGCGUUACGGGACUGAAACAGGAGCAGGGGGCGCCACCAGUCCGGACGUGUGGAGUGGAUCUGGAGCGGAUCACCGAGGGGAUGAAGCUGGAGCUGCUGGACGAUAACGAGCCGUACCACGUCUGGACGGCCACGGUUCUGGAGCGGUGCGGGGUCCGUCUCCACCUGCGCCGCGACACACUGGAUAACACGCCCGACCUCUGGUUGUGCGCCAACUCUCCGCGGGUCCGACAUUUCGGCUGGGCGGGCCGUACCGGCGCUCCGUUCGUGUACCAGCCGCCGAGCUCGUGUGCCAACGACCGUACCGAGGCGGAGUGGCAGGCCAUUCUGGAGAUGAGCCGGGACGAGGCGCGUCAGAUGGCCGUCGACGACUCCAUACUGCCGCACGUCAAGUUCGAGUUUCCCACCAAGCACUCACUGACCGUGGGCUGCCGACUGGAGGCCGUGCACCCGGACCGCACGGCCAUCUGCCCGGCCUCUGUGGUCGCCGUCAUAGACUCGUACUUCUUCCGCGUGCAGAUAGAUGACUCCACCGUCUCGUGGCUGUCCUCACUGGACGAUCCGACCAUCCUUCCGUUCGGUUGGUGUCAGGAGCACGGUCUGGACUGUUCCGGUGACGACCUGCUGCCCUCCCGGGCUCCGUCCCCCGAGGAGGAGAAUACCACCGAGCGGGCCUCCCCACUCCAGGACCUAUCCGAGGGAGCCGAGAAACUUCCGAACGGGGACGGACACCAAACAGAGGAGCCGGAGAUCAAACAGGAGAUAGAUGAUACACCGGACAGCCAGCAGACAGUGGAUAUAGCAGACAGCCAACAGACGAAGAGCAUAGCAGACAGUCAACAAGCAUCGAAUCUCGGAGGCAGUCAGCAGACAGUUGACAUAGCAGACAGCCAGGAACCAGGUGACAUACCAGACAACCAACAUAAAGAAGACCUGUCAGACAGCCAGGAGACGGUGAAUAUCCCAGACAGUCAGCGAACAAUUGAUCUUCCAGACAGCCAGCAAAGAGAAGAUCUGCCAGAUAGCCAGAAGCCAGACGAGAUACUGAACAAUCAGCACAUGGAAGACAUGCAAGACAGUUUGCCUGCCUUAGAUCUCCCAGACAGUCAACAAACAGUGGAUUUAGCAGAUAGUCAGCAAACAGUGGAUAUACCGGACAGUCAGAUGAUGGAAGAAAUUACAGACAGCCAGCGAACGUUGGAUCUUGCAGACAGCGAGCAGGCAGAGGGCGCAUCAGUCAGCCAGCAAACGGAUCUGCCAGACUAUACCGAAGACGAUGACCCACUGCUCAGUCAACAGGCUGUGGACAUUCCCAAAACAUCUGAGCCCGAUGCCAUGCUGGUGGAUAAUACGGGCCUGGGUCUGUCUGACAUUGAAUCGAUGGACGAUUUCCCAGACAGUCCGGUGAUGUCUCCGCUGUCUGAUUCCAGGCAGGCAGACAACGGACCGGACAGUGCGCAGACAGUCGAGCUGAGCGGGUCGCUGUCUGGCGGCGUGGUGGGAGAGUGGCUGCUCGAGGAGCCCGGGCAGGGGACGGACGAGCCGGCUGUGCUGGAUGGCGGCGAGCCGUGGCUCCAUCUCAGUCCCGUCUCUGAGGAGGUGCUGUCCCGGCCACCGACGGGGGCUGACGAGCGGCGCACACCGUCCUGCGCCGCCAGUCCCGGCUCGCGUCCGCCGUCCGGUGCUGGUCCACCGCCGUCAGAGCCGAGCCCGCCGGGUGACGAUGUAUUACUGGAGGAAAUGACCGGCCCUGGGCUCAUUCAGGUGGAGCGGGAUAUUCCGGGUCCCACUGAGAUCGAGGAGAACAGCCCGGAGCCCGUCGAAGUUGAGCUGUCGCUCGGCUGUGAUCUCUCUCCGACUGCCACCGACGCGCAGUCGGAAGGCGGUGACGAUGUUCCUCCUGACGACGUGCUUCUCGAGCUGGAGGAUGGUGACGAUCCUGAGGACGGCGAAGUUUCUCCGCCGGAGGACGUGCUUCUCGAGUUGUUGGACAGCAAUGACCCUCCGCUGGAGAACGUUGAUGACUCUCCAAUGGAGGAAGUCAAAAAUGUUUCACCAGAGGACGGUGGUUGCCCUCCGCUGGAGGACGUGCCCGCCGAGCCGGAGUCAGCGAUUGAAGCUGCCCUCCGAACUACUGAAGAAUUGCUCCAGGCUGCUGAGGCUGCCCCACCGGCAAUCGACACAGAGCCGCCGACCUCUGAAGACACUCUUGCGGUUCCCGGUGCUGCUGCAGCCGCAUCCUCCGAUGCUUCUAGCGGCUCGUCGCUGGCUGAUGAUGUGUCUAAUGCCCUUCGGUCUGUGACUGUGGCGAACAGUGCGGCUCCCCUUAUCGAGCCAUCGCCAACCAGUGACGUCUCUGGAAGCAGCGCGGCUCCCUUGAUCGAGACGACGCCGCUUGAAGACACCGCAAUCCAGCACCAGCAGGAGAAGGUGGUCGACAGGGACGCACCCACUGUGGCCGUUCUAGGAGACGGCUCCUCUGGCAUCGGAUCUGGUCCUGUAGCGUCUCCUGUGACUACCCCGGCCGAUGGCAGACGAACGGAGGAUAACGACUCAUCUGCCGCCGGCUCUGGUCCCAGGAAGUCUCCUGCGGCGGGCUCCGGUCUAGAUCUUGUGGAAUCUGUCGUGGCAGCGCCAACUGGUGGUGUAACACCAGAGGAUGUCUCUCCGGCCGUUGGGCCCGGUCCUGUAAAAUCUCCUGUGAUUGCACCAAUCACUGGCAUGCAGAUGGAAGGAACUAGUUCCCUUGGCGCUGGGUCUGGACCUGUUGAAUCUGCGAUGGCGGCACAGGAAAGCGGCCGCCUUUCUUCCAAUCUAGGUCCUGAAGAUUCUGUGACGACUACUCCGGCCGGUGACCAGCGACCAGAGGGCAGCUCACCUGGCGACGAAUUCCUUUCUGUACAGUCUCUUGCGGUCGGUGCGGGCUCCAGCCCAGUUAAGUCUGCUGUGACCACGCCAGCCGGUGGCGAGCGACCGGAAAACACUACCCCUGACGAUGAGCCCGCUCAUGUGCAGUCUCCUCCAGUCAGCAGCGGUCUCGGUGCAAUAGAUUAUUCAAUGACAGUGCCAGCCGGUGACGGGAGGCGGGAAGACGGCUUCUCUGGUACCCAGCCCGGACCUGGGGCAUCUCCUGCAGUCAGCUCCGAGUCCGGUGUCGAUCCUAAAGAUUCUUCAAUGACUUCGCCAGCCGGCCGUGCGCAAACAGGUGCUGAUGACCGCUCAGCCGCCAAGCCCGAAUCUGAGAAGUCUCCUGUGGCUGGCAUCGAUCUCGAUCCUGAAGAGUCUACUGUGGCAAUGCCAGCCGGCGUCGUGCCGUCGGAGGAGACUGGCUCAUCUAGCACUGACUGCGGUCUCGUGAAGUCUCCUGUGGUCGAUUCCGGUCUCGGUCCUGUAGAGUCCUCUGUUGAAGCACCGGCUGUUGACGGACCACCGGAGAAGGACGGCUCCUCUGGCGCCAGUGCUGAGCUCAUGGAGUCUGCUACGGCGGCGCCGACUACCGAUGCGCGACCACAGGAUAUCGUCUCCCCUGCCGCUAGUCUUGAUCCCUUGGAGUUUGCUGCUUUGGCUGCGCCUGCCGUCGACGAACCGCCGGAGAAGGUGAGAUCGCCUGCCGCCGGAUCCUGUCUUCUAGAUUCACCAGUGACUGUGUCAUCCAUUGGUGGGCCUACGGAGAAAAUAGACGCUUCAACCGCUGGACCCUGUCCGGUGGAUCCUCCCGAGACUGCGUCGGCCACUGAAGAACCCCCGGAGGACGAUACCCCACGACUUCAGUCCUCCGACCUGGCGGCCCAGGAGCCGGCGGACGAGGUCGGACUGGCCGCCGGCACUGCUCUGGAGCUGGUGGAUCCCGAGGCGUCCGAGCAGUUGUGUGCGGCCGCCGUGCAGCGGACAGCCGGACACCUGGUGUGGCUGCGGCUGCUCUCGGCGGCAGGCGCACCAGACUUCAUCUAUCCGCACACGAGCGACUCGCUGUUCCCGGUGGGAUGGGCGGCGUCCAACGGCGCAUCGUUCCAGCCGCCUCUCGACUGGGACGACCGCCGCCCCCGCCCCCGCCCCCGCCCGCGCCGACGCCGCCGCUCGGCCGGAGACCGCCGCCACCGGACGCACAGCGCUGCGGACGGCUCGGCUGGGUCUGAGGCGGAGGAAGCUGAGCUGCCGGGUCCAGACAGUGCAGCCAGUACGUGGACGGGACCUCUGUACGUCAACACGUCCUGCUGUACCGGCCCGCUGCUCAGCACCAACAAGCUGGUGGCGCAGCCAAGGGUGGUCGGAGCCGGGCCGGUGCGGCUGGUGGCCCGUGACCUGCUCACGCGGCUGGUAUGGGCCGGCUACCAGGAGAGCCGUGUGCUCAAACUGCUCCAGUCCACCGGCCCCGCGCGUCCCGGCUGGACCAACGACCUCAUUAAAGCCAAAGUGAACAACACCAUCUUCGGCGGUGUGAUGGAGCUGCCGCUGAGCCGACACCAGAUGGAGGAAUUCUGCGCCGGCCUGUUCGCGCGGCUGCAGUGCUGUCCCGCGCUGGUGGCCCCCACCCGGCACCCGGCGGACGCGUGCCCGCACCGGUGUCGGACUACGCUGCGACUCGCCCAGCAAAACAGCAGGUCGGUGGAUCUGCCGCCGGGUGAGACGGGACCGGCCCUGCUGCGGGAGCGACUCGGGCCGGCCAAACGGUCCCGGCCCGACUACCUUCACGCUCUGGAGCCGCCCACUCGGCGCCGACGGGGCAGGCGGCCCAAGUGGCUGGACGAGGCGGACGGAGAGAGAGCGGCGGCGGCCCCGCGGAAGCCGCCCUCGCCCAAACCCGACCGGCCGGCCCUGUAUCAGGUGGCGCUGGAGAAGAGCCCGCGGCUGUGGGGCGCCACCGACCUGGCCCAGUACCUGAGCACCACCGAGUGCGCCCACCUGGUGCCCAGUCUGCUACAGCAGGAGCUGGACGGCGUGUCGUUCAUGCUGCUGACGUGGUCGACGCUGACGGAGGUGCUGCAACUGAGCGAGCGCGACGCGCUGGCGCUCUGCACGCACGUGUCGCGCGUCAAGUACACCUACUUCACGGCGUUUAGCGGGUGAGCGCCGCACUGUGACUGGCUGGUACCGUGUCUCGGUGUCUCCAUGGCGUUGUGCGCCCGCCGUGUGGAUCUACCAUAUGGCUGGUAAGCGGAGUCCGCUGCCAGCGCCGCUCGCGUUGCAGGUACGGACGCACGGUUUUUAUCUGCCAAUCCGGGAACAUCUCGGUGAGAAGUCUCCCGAGGGGUUCAUCCAAGAGAGUGUACUUUAAUAAUGUAGUGGCUGUGGUGGAGACGACCCCGGUGCCAAGUCGCCGAGUGCGGCCCCGCGGGCGCCCCACGUGUGCGCUGGCGGCGGGCCAGUGCCCAGUGACUCUCCCCACGGUCCUGUCAUGCGCCCCGAUCUCAUCAAACGUCGAACCAGUGCUGAUCAUCCUCAUCGCGUGCUCAUCUGGGACACAGAAAUGGCAAUAAAUACACGUCGACUGAAAAGAA